Triticum dicoccoides is the source of this 1981-nucleotide messenger RNA. RefSeq names its product protein IQ-DOMAIN 1-like. The record is from RefSeq and is a predicted model, not a curated record. The coding region runs from base 318 to 1685 and encodes 455 amino acids. Gene Ontology annotation, molecular function: protein binding. Lineage: Eukaryota; Viridiplantae; Streptophyta; Magnoliopsida; Poales; Poaceae. The transcript is spliced from 4 exons.
UGCGGUCCUUCCCGUCCGAUAUUAAAAUGGUUCUGACAGCCAUGGAGGUGAUCCUCGCCAUGUUCUCCGCGGGCCGCUUCACGUGGCCGCUCGCGCGCGCCUCGCCGCGGUUGACUGCUGCGUUGGAGUAGAGUAGCUCGGCGGUGGUGGUUGGCCGCCGCCGCGUGCUCGGAACCUGUUAGGUGCUAACCAUAGAUUACGCGCUGAAUUACGGUUGGCAUCGCUUCGUCCAUGGCGUCCAUGCAAGUAGGGUGAUGUGUGCAUGCACGUUGCGUUUCAGUUUUGCAGAGCAGCGGAGGUCGGUUGGCUAAGGAGCGAUGGGGAGGGCGGGGAGGUGGCUCAGGAACUUCUUGGCCGGCGGCAGGAAGGAUGGGAAGAGGGACAGGCCAAACGCCGAGGCCACGCCUGGACCGGGACCGGGGGCGACGCCCAAGGAGAAGAGGUGGAGCUUCCGGCGGCCGGUGGCGCUGGCGCCGGAGCAGCCGGGGCGCGGCGUCGUGCCGCGUGAGUCCGCCGACGGCGUUGGCGCGUCUCGGUCGUCAGCGACGUCGGAGGCGGGGUUCGACGAGAAGAAGCGCGCCGUGGCAGUGGCUGUGGCGACUGCGACCGCGGCAGACGUGGCGGGCGCCGCGGCGCAGGCGGCGGCCACUGUGGCACGGUUGUCUUCCCGCAAGGUGCCGCACCUGACGCCGCCGGCGAGCCUCCUCGCCGAGGGGGCGGCGGCUGUCAGGAUUCAGGCAUCCUUCAGAGGCUAUCUGGCGAGAACGGCGCUGUGCGCGCUGAGGGGCAUCGUGAAGCUGCAGGCGCUGGUGCGGGGGCAGCUGGUGAGGAAGCAGGCCAAGGCCACGCUCCGGUGCAUGCAGGCCCUGCUCGCGGCGCAGUCCCAGCUGCGCGCGCAGCGCAUGCGCUUCCUCCAAGUCCAAGACCACCCCCCCCACCACACACCGCCGCCCAGGCCACGACCGUCGUCGCAGCACUCGAGGCACCGCCUAUCGUCCUACGAGAUGGACCGGUCGAGCGAGGAGAAUGUGAAGAUCGUGGAGAUGGACAGCGGCGACCAGCCGGCGCGGCGCGGCGGGGCGAGGGGCGGUGACAGGCAGUACUCUUCCGUCGAGUACCACCACGGCGGCGGCAGGUGCUCGCCGGCGCCGUCGGCCAUGACGGAGCUGAGCCCGAGGGCGAGCAGCUGGCACGUGGAGGACCACCUGUCCUUCGGGACGGCGCACAGCAGCCCGCGCUCCCACUCCCACAACGCGUCGGCGGCCAUGGCGGAGCCGGCGGCGUCGGACCUGGCGUUCCCGAGCUACAUGAGCAACACCGAGUCGUCGAGGGCCAAGGCGCGGUCCCAGAGCGCGCCGAAGCAGCGCGCCGCCGCCGAGGCGCUGGAGAGGCAGCCGAGCGGCAGGCGGAAGGGGGCGGAGCACAGGAGCGUGCCGCGGGGCGCCCGGAUGCAGCGGUCGUCGUCGCAGCAGCAGGCCGGGUCGGCGCCGCGGCAGUCGCCCUUCUUCCACCGGCCGUGGUCGUCGUCGACGUCGGUCAGGCUGGACACGUCGACGGCGUCGCUCAAGGACAGCGAGUGCGGGUCCACCACCAGCUCCGUGGUGACCGCGGCCACCACCGUGUCCACCGUCUACAGCCGGACCCGCUCGCUCGUCGGAUUCGAGGUGCGCAGGGCCCUGUAUUAAUAUUAGUGAAUUGCUGGGUUGAACCGCCGGAAACUUCAUGAAAUGUUGCUUGAUAGUCUCGUUCGUGUGUGUGUUGAUGAGAAUUCAGAGCCUAGUAGAGUGUUGUACAUACGUCUGAGUCAAGCACUCCUCUUUUUUAUUUUGGCUAUUCGAGUCAAGUACCAAGUGUACAUUUUUUUAAUACAUAGGGCAUAUCUGUGACAUGAUGGCUGCGGGGUACUAAGUGUAAUUAGAAAUGUACUAUACUGGUUUACCACUAGUGGCACAGUGUAAUAGGCUCGUAAUUUGCUCAGUCA